AGGCAUUUGCAUCACUUGGUAUGGGAAUUUGAUGGAUACUAGAGUGUUCUCUAAUGGCGGAUCGGACUUGUACGUAGGGGUGGAUGCAGUCGAAUUAGCUCAACAAUAUUCAAAGAAGCCCAGAAGUUUACAUGGAAAGGUAGUGGCCAUUGUGGUGACAUCUAUUGUGGUCAUGUCGCUUCUGAUUAUGAUCCCCUUGGUGUGUUGGUUGGUGAUUAGAAAGAGAAGAAGAGGAGACGACAUUCAAAUCAGUGAUGAAGAAAAAGUAGAAUUAUCCAUCUUUGAUAUGGUCACCAUUAGCAAGGCAACUAACAAGUUUUGUGAUGCAAAUAAAAUUGGAGAAGGUGCUUUUGGGCCUGUUUACAAGGUAAGUUUAUUCCAUUCAUACACUAGCUAUUUUAGUGGACAAAUGAAAUCUUUCACAAGGAAAACAUACUAUAAUCUUUCGCAUGAUGAUCAAACUAAAUCUUUAUAUUGUUUAUCAUAGGGCCUGCUAUCAACGGGAA
This is a messenger RNA of Camellia sinensis, 506 nucleotides long. NCBI's taxonomy places the organism in Eukaryota, Viridiplantae, Streptophyta, Magnoliopsida, Ericales, Theaceae. The record is from RefSeq and is a predicted model, not a curated record.